AUGUUUCAGGGUCUCCAUGAAAAAACUGGUGCAUUUACAGCUGUUAAAGUGAUGAAUGCUCGUAAGACUCCUUUACCUGAAAUAGGAAGGCGAGUGAGAGUGAAUAAGUAUCAAAAGUCUGUCGGGUGGAGAUACAGUGAUGAGGAAGAGGAUCUCAGGACUGAACUCAACCUUUUGAAGAAGUACUCUUUCCACAAAAACAUUGUGUCCUUCUAUGGUGCAUUUUUCAAGCUGAGCCCUGCUGGCCAGAGGCACCAACUUUGGAUGGUGAUGGAAUUAUGUGCAGCAGGCUCAGUUACUGAUGUAGUUAGAAUGACCAGAAAUCAGAGUUUGAAAGAAGAUUGGAUUGCUUAUAUCUGCCGAGAAAUACUUCAGGGCUUAGCUCAUCUUCAUGCACACCGUGUAAUUCACCGGGACAUCAAAGGUCAGAAUGUGCUAUUGACUCAUAAUGCUGAAGUAAAGCUAGUGGAUUUUGGAGUGAGUGCCCAGGUGAGCAGAACUAAUGGUAGGAGAAAUAGCUUCAUUGGGACACCAUACUGGAUGGCACCUGAAGUGAUUGACUGUGAUGAGGACCCUAGACGCUCCUAUGAUUACAGAAGUGAUGUGUGGUCCGUGGGAAUCACUGCUAUUGAAAUGGCUGAAGGGGCUCCUCCGCUGUGUAACCUUCAGCCCUUGGAAGCCCUCUUUGUAAUUUUGCGGGAAUCUGCUCCCAAAGUCAAAUCCAGUGGAUGGUCUCGCAAGUUCCACAAUUUCAUGGAAAAAUGCACGAUAAAAAAUUUCCUAUUUCGUCCCACUUCUGCUAAUAUGCUUCAUCAUCCAUUUGUUCAGAAUAUAAAACAUGAAGGACAUGUUGUUGAGUCACUGAAGAAACAUCUUACUGGAAUCAUUAAAAAGAGACAGAAAAAAGGAAUACCUCUGAUCUUUGAAAGAGAAGAAGAUAUUAAGGAGCAGUACACCACACGAAAAUUCAGAGGACAUUGUUGUACCCAUGAACUUCUGAGACUGCCAACCAGCAGUAGAUGCAGACCACUUAGAGUCCUGCAUGGAGAACCCUCUCAGCCAAGGUGGUUACCUGACCGAGAAGAGCCACAGGUCCAGGCACUCCAGCAUCCACAGGGAGCAGCCAAGAUGUUCAAGCCACUACAGGCUCAGAACAAUGCACCUAGAUCUCUACAGGGGCAAGCCCAGCCAUCUCAGAGACUACAAGGGGCAGCUCAGGUGUUCAUGCCACUACAGGCUCAGAUUAAGGCUAAAACAUCUAGGCCCCUACAGAUGCAGAUUAAAGCACCUCCACGACUACGGAGGGCAGCCUGGAUGCUCAUGCCACUACAGGCUCAGGUUAAGGCACCUAGGUCUCUACGUCUACAUGCCCAGGUACCCAGAGACCAGAAAGAUCAGGCUCAGCCCCAGGAAUCAGAAAAUCCACAGGAUCUGGACCGGGUACCAGAGGAAUUUCAGGGGCAAAAUCAGGUACCUGAACAACAACAAGGGCAAGUUCAAGCCCCUGGACAACAGCAAGGGCAGAACCAGUUACCUGAACAGCAGCUGGAGCAGAAUCAAGUACCUGAACAGCCAGAGUUACAGGAACAGGCUGCUGAGCCUACACAGGCAGAGACUGAGGCAGAGGAACUAGAGUCAUUACAUGUACAAGCCCAGGUGUUCUUGCCUCUACUGUCACAGAACCACCACGUGCUGUUUCCACUACAUUUGGAUACUCAGGUGCUUAUUCCAGUAGAGGGACAAACCAAAGAGUCACCUCAGGCACAGGCCUGGGCACUAGAGCCCCCAAAGGACAUUGGCUCAGUUCAAGCACUGAUAGAGGGACUAUCAAGAAACUUACUUCGAGCACCAAACUCACAUAACUCAAAGCCACUUGGUCCACUGCAAACCCUGAUGGAAAACCUGUCAUCAAACAUAUUUUAUUCUCAACCAGAACAGGCACAGAAGAAGAAAAAAUCAAAGGUUUCUAGUCUAAGGCAAGCACUGGCAAAAAGAUUAUCACCAAAGAAGUUCCGGGCAAAGUUAUCACGGAGACCAGAAGAGUUUGAGCUUUUAGAUUUACAAGCCUACAGGCGAAGGCGCCAACGCAGAUGGGAAGAUAUCUUUAAUCAACAUGAGGAAGAAUUGAGACGAGUUGCAAGUGACAAAGAAGAUGAAUCAUCAGACAAUGAUGAAGUAUUUCAUUCAAUUCAGGCUGAAGCCCAAAUAGAACCAUUGCAGCCAUACGUACCAAAUCCUAAAGGAAAUGAGGUCCAAGAAAGAUGUACUUCUGUGCCUUAUAACCGGGAUCAUGCACACCACGUCAUGUUCUCUUCAAGUGUUCCUCAGUGGUCUCUUUUGGAACAAGUUCAGAAGCCCAUUGACACCAGACAAAGAAGUUUGCAAAAUCCUCAAAAUUGCCCAGCAACAUCAGAAUCUUCCAAGGAAGAGAGUCCAGUGACUAGGAGAAGGUCACAGUCAUCACCUCCUUAUUCUACAAUUGAUCAGAAGUUGCUGGUUGAUAUCCAUGUUCCAGAUGGAUUUAAAGUAGGAAAAAUAUCACCCCCCGUUUAUUUGACAAAUGAAUGGGUAGGCUAUAAUGCACUCUCUGAAAUCUUCCGGAAUGAUUGGUUAACUCCUGCACCUUUCAUUCAGCCACCUGAAGAAGAUGGUGAUUAUGUUGAACUCUAUGAUGCUGGUAUUGAUACUGAUGGUGAUGAUAAUGAUUCUAAUGAUGUGUAUGAAGAUACUUAUGAGCAUGACAAUGGCAAUGAUGCCUUGGAUAACCAUGUUGGUCAGGCUAAUGAUGUUGGUGAAGACCAAGAUGAUGAUGGCAAUGAUGAAGGUGUUGAUGACAAAGGCAAUAAUCAUGAUGAUGCUCCUAGUUGGCCAAGGUCAAGCUAUGGCAAAGGUGCAAGCUGGAAGCAAAAUGGUAGAGAUGACCAUAAUGGAGGAGAAGGUACCUGCAGCAGCUAUGGAAGCCAGAGAACCAGUAGAAGCCAUUUAAGAUAUGCAGCCAGUGGGGACAAUACAGCUAUGGGAAAUCACGAAGAAGAUAAAGCCAAUAUAGGAAGUGGAAGAAGAGGCAUGGAGGGCAAUGGAGGUAGGGGAGUCCAUGAAACCAAUGAAGAGAGUGAAGUCUUUGAACUCAGUGAAGGAGAAAGUUAUUCAGAGACAGAUGAUCCAGGUUUGGAGAGGCCAACAUCCCAGGACAAUGAACAUCAACAAGAGGAAUCAGUUGGCAGAAGUGGGACCUCAAACGCCAUUGCCUCAACACCUGACGAUGAGAAUGACAGUAUAGACAUAUCAGAAGCAUCAACAGAAUCAGGUUUUUCUGCCAGUCACUCAUCUCCUUUCAACAUUUCUGGGAGUGCUACAAAUACUGAGUUUGCCAAUUCCAUUUUAUAUACUGGAUUAGUGGAAGUACCUGAGAAAUCACCUAAGAAAACCUCUGAAGUAAAUGUUAACCCACUAUAUGUCUCUACUGCAUGUAAAAAACCACUAAUCCACAUGUAUGAAAAGGAAUUUACUUCUGAGAUCUGCUGUGGUUCUUUGUGGGGAGUGAAUUUGCUGUUGGGAACCAGAUCUAAUCUGUAUCUUAUGGACAGAAGUGGAAAGGCAGAUAUUACAAAACUUAUAAAACGAAGACCAUUUCGUCAGAUUCAAGUUGUAGAGCCACUCAAUUUGCUGAUUACUAUCUCGGGCCAUAAAAACAGACUUCGGGUGUAUCAUCUGACCUGGCUGAGGAACAAGAUUUUGAAUGAUGAUCCAGAAAGUAAAAGAAGACAAGAGGAAAUGCUAAAGACAGAGGAAGCCUGCAAAGCUAUUGAUAAGUUGACAGGCUGUGAACACUUCAGUGUUCUCCAACAUGAAGAAACGACAUAUAUUGCAAUUGCUUUGAAAUCAUCAAUUCAUCUUUAUGCAUGGGCACCAAAGUCCUUUGAUGAAAGCACUGCUAUUAAAGUAUUUCCAACACUUGGUCAUAAGCCAGUUACAGUUGACCUGGCUAUUGGUUCUGAAAAAAGACUAAAGAUUUUCUUCAGCUCAGCAAAUGGAUAUCACAUCAUUGAUGCAGAAUCUGAGGUUAUGUCUGAUGUGACCCUGCCAAAUAAUCCCCUGGAAAUCAUUAUACCACAGAAUAUCAUCAUUUUACCUGAUUCCUUGGGAAUUGGCAUGAUGCUCACCUUCAAUGCUGAAGCCCUUUCUAUGGAAGCAAAUGAACAACUCUUCAAGAAGAUCCUUGAAGUGUGGAAAGAUAUACCAUCUUCAGUAGCAUAUGAAUGUACACAGCGAACCACAGGAUGGGGCCAAAAGGCCAUUGAAGUUCGUUCUUUGCAAUCAAGGCUUCUCGAAAGUGAACUGAAGCGCAGGUCAAUUAAGAAGCUGAGAUUUCUGUGUACCCGAGGUGACAAGCUAUUCUUUACCUCUACUUUGCGCAAUCGCCACAGCCGGGUUUACUUUAUGACCCUUGGAAAACUUGAAGAGCUCCAAAGCAAUUAUGGUGUUUAAAAGAUUACAAUGAUUGAUUACAACAUUUACAAACAUCAUAAAUAUGCAAUUUGCAUCUUAAAAAUUCUGAGAUUAAAUUAGCAUUCUGUUUUAUUAUUAGUGAAAUGUUAAAUCACAUACUUUACUUUUAAUGUAGCACAUAAUAGUUCUAAUGAGAAGUGCAGCUUUAUAUAUAAAAUUAACUGUAGCAAGCUCUAUGUACUCCAAUGGUGUACAAUAUCUUUUGCACAACCUUUGUCACUUUUGUUACUGUGAAUUCAAGCAUUAUACUUUGGACAGUUUGGACAGUAUCUAUGUUGAGAUUUUAUAACAUGGAGUGAAGAAACCUGUAAUGAGUUUGAUUUCAAGUAGUUUUCAAAAGAAUUGGCACUGAAUGAGCUUUUUCAGAAAAAGUAAGAGUAUAAAUGAACCAUAUAGGAAUUUGAAAAGUCAUAUAAAGAACUAAAUGUUAGAUUAUGAAAUGAAAACAACAAGGACUAUGCUAUAAACCAUACUAAGGUUGAACAACCUAUAUGCCUGGAGAAAACUACAGUGAUAAAGGGGGAAAAGACCACCCAUUUUCUCAAUGCCCCAUGGCAGUUAAACUCACAGUAAGAGAGCAGUUGUGUUCUUUUCACUGCAUGUUAAGCUGUUUUUCUCCUGGUAAGAAGAAAGGAAAACCUCAGAUGCUUUAUUUUCCUCAGAACCCCCAACAAUGUGCAAUAGUUUUUAAAAACCACCAAAUAAUACACUUGCAUGCCUGAAUACAGGACUGAACUCCUAUACACAUGUACUGUAGAAUUACUUUAUUUUAUUUUUUUAAUACUUUAAUGUAGGAGUCAAAUUUUAACCCCAAGAACCAAUUGGUUGAUUUAUCAAUAUUCUUAUCUGGCCAACAGACAUUAAAUAUUUUCCCAACCCCAGAUUAAACUAUAUAAAAAUGUCCCUUCAGUUAUUAAAAAAAUAUAAUAAAAUUUUUAGCUGCUAAAAUUUAUCUUUUAUAUUUCUAUCUCUGUAAAAUUGGAAAUUUAUCUAAAGUGAUAAAUCCACAUGUAGGGACUUAAUGUUUUAGGUAAAAAUAAUGAAAAUAUUUUGAAAAAAUAAAACUUUGUUCAGAUACCCAAACCUACAAAUUUAGAGUGCUGAAAAUCAUGCUAGUUUAUCAUCCAUAUACGUUAUAGAUGCCAUACAAAGGUGAUUUUUGGUCACCUAUGGUAACUGCUACCUGGUGAAAAGCAUAAUUUCUGCAUAUCCAUCCUCAAUACCAUGGUUAGUUCUGGGGCAAUAGAGAGGCAACUGAACUACCACAAAGUUUACCUCAGUGUAAUUCCUCUAGCUUGCUUCUAAAAUCUGAAGACAGUGCUAGUGGGAUCAUAAUUUUCAAACUACCUGGUUAACCAAAAUACAAAAGCAGCUGACUAUGUGUGAUUUCAUGAUAGCGUGUUAUUUCCUUAGGAUCUUAGUUCCAGGAAUGAUGAUACAACAACUUAUAUCAAGAGUUUAGUAGCUCAAUAGUGAGAAUUUAGGAGAACCCGAAUCCAUGAAUUAAAAAAAUAAAUGUGAUUCACAUUUCUGUUACUGUGAUACAAUAAUGUGAUCCUAAAACUGGCUUAUUCUUGAGUGUUUACAAUUAAAAUCACUUUUUAAAUGCAGUAGUUUAAAAAGAAAAAAAAACUUUCAUGUCAAAUUAUUUCCUUAGAAGUAGUCUUCAUUAUCAUAAAUUUGUACACCUAAAAGGCCAUGGGGAACUUUGUGCCAGUACCUCAUCGCUGAGCAAAUGGAGCUUGCUAUGUUUGAAUUUCAGAAAAUGUUCUCAUUUAAGUAGUAUGUAGAAUCAAGUCUUUUAGGAAUUAAUUUUUCUUCAAAAUAUUUACUCAAAGUUAAGUUUCAAAAAUAACUUUUAUGUUAAAAUCAUAUUUUAAGGAAGUGAGAGGGUAAACUAUUUUAGGAUGUCAACUCCCAUUGUACUCUGUGGUUGUUAUUCUAAUACACAUAGACAAUAGUGAGCUACAUAUACAGAAAUGUCCCAAAGUAAACAAGCCAGAGAGAUUGCAAAAUGGGUAACUGAGCUUUAAAGGAUAAGGUGUUUAGUGAAGAAAGCAAGGUGAUCAUAUAUUAAGAAGAAACAUUGAAAUGUUGGAUAGCCAAAUAGGACUGAACAUAUUUAAAGUGGUUCAGAAGUAAUGAAUAUUUUUGAUUUAUAUGUUAAUUCAUCUGGAAUUUUUAUAUCCUAUGCCAGCUAAAACAAGUAAGUGAAGGGACAAUGAAAUGUUGUAGUCAGUGCACUGUAAUAGAAGAAAUUAUAUCAACACCUUACCUUGUAGAAGCAGCACCUGGAAGCCCUGGCCUAUCACAGAAAUGUGGGGGAUACUUGACAAGUCAAUUCCCUAGUUCUGUGAUUUGAAGCAUGAAUGUUGUGGUAGGUUGUGAGUAGUAUUGGGACAGAGAAAGUUUUAUUUCAGUGUUCUUUAGUUUUUUGAUCAAAACCCUUUUAUUAAAAUAAAAGGCAUCAUUGGAAAUAUUUGAAAACUAGAAAAUGAUGUGUGAAAAGGAUUGUCAAGAAAAGCUCUGAUUAAGUAUGUUAAAGAAAGGUAAGAUCCUCAGAGGAAACAGUAAGAAAGGAUAAUGAUUAAGAUAGUAAAAUAGGCAAAACAGAAAUUACAUAUGUAUGUACACACACAAACCAUUAGAAUGCAUAGAUUUUAACAUUUUCAGUGCUACCAGUUUCUAUAUAAAUUAAUCACUAAUUGUUUUCUGCCAGGUCUUAUUUAAUUAAGAUAUAAGAUAGUACCCAUAAAACCAGGAAUAAUACCACAUGAAUUCAAUGGGAACUUUUAGGUAUUCUUCUAUUCUUUUUCAAAAAUGUGCUUAUUUAAAUUGAUUUGUAUUUAGUCUGUGCUCUAACUUUAAAAAAAUAUUGAAAUCAUCUUUGAUAUUGCUAAUUGUUUCAUCAGAAAGUCUUCAAUGAACCAUUGUUCAACCUCUAAAAAUAAAAAAAUUGAAUCAUU
Molecule: messenger RNA, 7475 nt
Organism: Myotis brandtii (Brandt's bat)
Lineage: Eukaryota; Metazoa; Chordata; Mammalia; Chiroptera; Vespertilionidae
Gene: NRK
Product: Nik related kinase
Exons: 26
Coding region: 1-4488 (1495 amino acids)
Biological process (GO): protein phosphorylation
Molecular function (GO): ATP binding; protein kinase activity
Source: RefSeq, a predicted model, not a curated record